UAGAGAAGAAGAAAAGACGCCUCUGCUAGUCAGCUAGCUAGCAUAGCUGCAGUAUUUAUUGAAAUAUGGCUGCUGUGCUCCCUAUCAGACCACCGUGUGACAGCAACCCAGCUACGCCUGGAGCACAUUCUUUAAAGGAGGAUGUAACUGAAGAAGAGUCCAAUGAUGGCAGCCAACCUCCAAAAAGAAGAAGGAUGGGUUCAGGAGACAGCUCCCGAAGCUGCGACACCUCCAGUCAGGAGCUGGGUCCAACCUAUUUCCCAGCAGAAAACCUGACAGAGUACAAAUGGCCGGCCGAUGACACAGGAGAGUAUUACAUGCUGCAGGAGCAAGUCAGCGAGUAUCUGGGAGUCACAUCAUUUAAGAGGAAGUAUCCUGAUAUGGAGAGGAGAGACCUGUCCCAUAAAGAGAAGCUCUAUCUUCGUGAACAGAACGUCAUCACGGAGACUCAGUGCACUCUGGGUCUGACAGCUCUGAGGAGCGACGAGGUGAUUGAUCUAAUGAUAAAGGAGUAUCCCACCAAACACUCAGAGUAUUCAGUCAUACUGCAGGAGAGGGAGCGACAGAGAAUAGCUAAAGAGUACUCGCAAAUGCAGCAGCAGAACCCUCAGAAGGUGGAAGCCAGCAAGGUUCCCGAGUACAUAAAAAAAGCAGCAAAGAAAGCUGCGGAGUUCAACAGCAAUUUUAACAGAGAGCGAAUGGAAGAGAGGAGAGCGUACUUUGACCUUCAGACACAUAUUAUCCAGGUCCCUCAAGGCAGAUUCAAGGUGCUGGCUCCAGAGCUCACCAGGACAGGGCCCUACCCUGUGGCUCUCAUCCCAGGACAGUUUCAGGACUACUAUAAGAGGUACUCUCCCAAUGAGCUGCGGUACUUGCCGCUGAACACGGCUCUGUUUGAGCCUCCGCUGGAUCCAGAGUUGCCUGCACUCGACUCAGAGCCCGACUCUGAUGAUGCGGAGGACGGAAAAGAAGAAAAGAAGAAGAACUCAUCUGACAGUUCUUCGGGCAAUACGUCGGACGUGGAGAGCCAGGAGGGCGGAGGGGGAAACAAGUCCAAGGCCAAAGACAGGACAUCAACGCAAGGCAAAGAUGGCAACCAGCGCCAUUCUGCCUCUCACAAAGCCACCCCCGGGUACAAGCCUAAGGUCAUUCCCAAUGCUAUAUGUGGCAUUUGCCAGAAGGGUAAAGAGGCCAACAAGAAAGGCAAACCAGAGGCUCUCAUUCACUGCUCCCAAUGUGAUAACAGCGGCCACCCGUCCUGCUUGGACAUGACCGAGGAGCUGGUGUCUGUGAUCCAGACGUACCGCUGGCAGUGCAUGGAGUGUAAGACCUGCACGGUGUGCCAGCAGCCCCACCACGAGGACGAGAUGAUGUUCUGUGACAAGUGUGACCGAGGGUACCACACAUUCUGCGUGGGCAUGGACUCCAUACCAAACGGCCUUUGGGUUUGUGAGGUUUGUGACAAAGAUUUCAACACACCGAAGAAGAAAGGAGCCAAAACACCAAAGAAGUCAAAGUCAGCUCAAAAAUGAGCAAAAUCCAUCAGAAAAGUAAUAUUUUGAUCAAAUUCCUCUUGUUUUCAGUUCAACCAAGUUCAUAAGGUAGACAAAAAUAAACCAUUGCGGUAUUGUUGCUUUGUUGAUAUGACAACAAAGGAAUUUAAAGUAAGAAAGGCCAACCCAUCAAAAACAAGUCAUGAAAAUGUCUCUCUUGUGGAUUGACAGCUUUAACUCCCAGAGCAUACUUAAUCUGGUCAGUGAAGCAGACACCACAAGGCUGCCGUAUAAUCUAAAUGACAAUAACUUUCUGCCUGUCCGUCUCGUCUUUGUCCUUGACGACACAUCAGACAUGAAUCUACAUCAGAUCACUGACUUCAGCAGAUUUAGGAGGGAUCGACUGAGCUCUAGACACUACAGUCAGACUCUCCAUCAAGUCCAUCCACAUUCACUGAAAUACAACCUGUGACCUCUCAACUAAAGGUACAAGUUUCUCAAAACUGGUGAAACUGCCAGGAAAUGUUUUAGUGUGAACAAUGGUGCUUUUGAUCGACUACUGAGACAGACAAGGUUAACAUGAGCUCAAUGAUGUAAAUCACUUUCCUCUAUGUUUUUUUGUUUUUUUUAUCUCAGUGAUUUAACUUGCCUUUUUUUGAAUAAACGUGUUUAAUGAAACGGGCUAGUAAAGAGCAAUCUUAUUUAAUAACGUGGUGCUUCUCAUCCUAUGUAACGGAAAACAGACGGACACACUGGUCAGCCUUAUGGCUGCAGAAGCUUCCCGGUUUGGAAGGAAGUCUUCUUAAUUAAAAAAAAAAGUGUCUCAUCAUAUCACUGUUACUGUCUUACAAGAUAUAACCACUGUAAUUACAGUGAAUUGUAAUUACUCUGAAAUAGACAUUUAUCAGCUUGAUGAUUAUUUGACUAAAGGCUUGAAAUCAGCUUUUUGUCAUUUUUGGAAGUGUGUCUAUUUUGUAUUGUUCUGCAAUAAGCUGGUGGUUUAAGGAGUUUGUGUCUGUAAUAAUGUCAUGGUUGCUUAAGAUUGACAUGUUUUUUUCUAAUAAAAGCUACU
Molecule: messenger RNA, 2565 nt
Organism: Salarias fasciatus (jewelled blenny)
Lineage: Eukaryota; Metazoa; Chordata; Actinopteri; Blenniiformes; Blenniidae
Gene: phf10
Product: PHD finger protein 10
Exons: 12
Coding region: 66-1532 (488 amino acids)
Cellular component (GO): npBAF complex
Source: RefSeq, a predicted model, not a curated record